This is a messenger RNA of Macrosiphum euphorbiae (potato aphid), 246 nucleotides long. NCBI's taxonomy places the organism in Eukaryota, Metazoa, Arthropoda, Insecta, Hemiptera, Aphididae. The record is from the annotation of a GenBank genome assembly.
AUGAAUCAAUUUUUACUACUACCUGCAUAUUAUCUUAAAACAAAUUCAGUUAUAAGACAUUUUUCUGUUAUUUUUCCAGGUGUUAUUGUCGUUGAAACAAAAAAGGAACCAGGACGAUCAUUGAAAAUGCCGCCGGCUUUGUACGGACUGUUUUCCGUGUAUGUGACGUUAGUCGUAUUGGGAACACAUGCCAUUACCAUUGAAGAAUUGCCACCAGGUAUGUUUUCGAUAUUUUUUCGUUUAUAG